AUGGAAGUUCUGGAGUCCCACGAAGAAUUGAUAGAAUCAAAAUCAGAGGACAUCUCAAUGUUUUGGAAAGUUCUGCAAAUUUUUUUUUAUUUCGUGAGCAUAAUAUCCGGUUACGGAUCCGCAAUUUUAUUUCAUCUUUUGUGGGACGAAAUCUUCGCGGGACAUUGUCCCAUAUGGGCUCAUGUUUAUAAACAAGUUCAACCUCGGAUACGCUCCGAAGUGGUUCCCGUCGAGGAAGUAAUCGCUCCUGCCUUAUUGACAGAUUGGAGACAUAAAAUAACCAUAACUUUCCCAUUUACGGAUCAUUGCAGUUUCUACCACUUCGUUAGUCUUUCUUCGUGUAUUUUUGGUAUUGUCUGGAUGACGUUAUUCACUAUGUGUGGAAAGGGUGGCUACGACACGGGACUAUUUGUUCAGCCAUGGACCAUUGUACCUCCGGCUUUGAUUUUCCAAAUCAUUUUUUCAAUGCUCGUUCUAAUUGUUGUUCACGAUUUGGACCAUGGAUAUUCGACGAUGAUGAAUGCUCUUCAAGCAAUCGCUUCUACCACGAAUGAAACAUUGUCGCCGAGUCUUGGAAAACCUUGUGAUUUCCUACAGAGCUACUUGGAAACGUUUGGACCGCAGAGACACUACGUUUGCAAGAUAUAUUCUAUUUUACAAAUUCUCUCAUGGCUGAUGGCUUGGAGUUGGUUACUCGGUUUAGCAGCUUUGAUUAUUCGUGUCAGCAGCUCUCGCGAUUUCACAUUAUUCACCGUCAAAUUAUACAAAAAUCCCAAAGAAGAAACCAAUGAUCUUCGUACGAGUAUUAAGAGUCCUGAAAAUACAUGAAAACAUUAUCAGCGUCGGUGGAGAUGGGAUCAUGGGCUACUAAUUUUUUCACUCUCAACUUGAACAAUUCAAGAAUUCGUGUAUCAUCGCACAUUUUUCGCAACAGUCCCGGAUUAUCAAUGAUACGUCCAACGUCGCGUAACGCCGAUGCCGUUAUUGCUUUUCUCAAGGAAUCUCUCUUUAUUUUUCCAACAACGAGCGAGGCUCGCGCCUUUUUUUUCAUUUCCGUAAUUUCGUUCAAGGUUGAUGUCCCAUUGAGUACGUAGUAAAUCAGAACAUCCGAAGCUUCUUUUAUAUGGCUCACACUCUAUUGACAAAUUGCCAAAUUUUCCAAAAAAUAACGUAUAUUUGCAUCCACCGGGUAAAUUAGAGAAUAAAUUUGUUCAGUUGGACAAAUAUAAGUUCAUUGACAAUCAAAUUUGUUUCAAAGACUUCAUUUUACGAAAAAAAAACCAAGAAUAUGUUACUGUUUCAAUUUAUUUAUUAAUAGUUUAAUUUUCUUUAAUAUGCUGUGUGUGUUCGAAUGGAAAACUUACUGCAAUAUCUUGCGAACAUUUCUCUUUGAGUUUAUCAAGUUCUUCGUCUCGCUCAUCCAAUUUAUCCAACAACGAGUCAUGCACUAUCAGCAACUGCUCGUAAUCCAUAAGAGUUCGACCAUCACCGAUUUCAUUCAAGCUUCGUAUAAUUGAGUUGACAGAGGCCAAUCUAUGAUUAAACUCCAAAUAAGCAACUCUGACUUUUGACAAUUCGUCGAAUUUUACCCGUUGUUUUUUCGUCAAACUGUGAAACUUUCGUUGCAGCUUUCCAUGUUUAUCUUCGAUUAAGUUUAUAACUAUUUCCCAUUCUCUGUGAACGAAUUCUUUGAAAGUUUCAUCAAACAUACGACUCAAUAUUUCGUAGGAAUUAGUUAAUUUUCUAAUUUCGUUUUCGAGGAUGGGUUUUUUGGUCUCGUAAUGCUCCUGAAUCUCCAUAAAAUCGUCCAGAAUUUUUUGAUAUCUAAACGAUGAUGGGAUACAAAACGCUAUUUAUUGAAAUACCAUUGGAAAUAAUUUUAAAACCAGUUCUUAUAUAUUGACUGAUAUGUUGAAUUUUUUGUUUUUAUUUGAUAUAAUAGGUUUCAUCGUAUAGGUGAAAGUUUUUUCAUGUAAGUUAGCGAAUAAUUAUGAAGAAACGUGCGAAAUAUUCACGAGCUAUUGAUAUGUACUUAUAUAUGUGGAACAAGAUUAUCAUAUGAGAGCUAGUUGAGAAAAGAAGAACUGAACAACCUCUCAUCAAGGUAUAUUGGUACAGCACCUU
This is a messenger RNA of Venturia canescens, 2124 nucleotides long. RefSeq lists its product as uncharacterized. NCBI's taxonomy places the organism in Eukaryota, Metazoa, Arthropoda, Insecta, Hymenoptera, Ichneumonidae. The record is from RefSeq and is a predicted model, not a curated record. The transcript has 6 exons. Bases 1 to 828 code for a protein of 275 amino acids.